This is a messenger RNA of Botrytis deweyae, 306 nucleotides long. RefSeq lists its product as uncharacterized. NCBI's taxonomy places the organism in Eukaryota, Fungi, Ascomycota, Leotiomycetes, Helotiales, Sclerotiniaceae. Bases 1 to 306 code for a protein of 101 amino acids. The transcript has a single exon. The record is from RefSeq and is a predicted model, not a curated record.
AUGGCAUCCGCAAGCGGUGUGAAACCUACUCUAGUCGAUCUCCUCCAAACACCAAUUUCUCAAAGUCUUCCAGCUGAUAUUGUGGAGUCGAUAUUGUUACAACCAUUGUUUCUACAAAUUCCGUAUGCGCUGAAUCUUCGCACAAUAUCGGCUCCUCUUCUCCCGUCAAAUCGGGUAUUUGUCUCCGGUUCUUUGUCUCAUUUACCGUCUUCCUUACUUGCUCUUCUGGAGUCUCAAUACAAUGUUAAGACUAUAUACUCAUUUUUGUCGUCAUCAGAAGAACCAAUACUAAAGCCACCUACCUAG